AAGAUUGAUUACAGAAAAUUGCAUACAAUGCUCUGGACUGAAUAUCAUUCAGAUAGGUGGGUGCCUUGGUAUUGCUACUGAUGACCUACAGAAAAGGUAAAUUUGAGUAUGUUUGGGGACUUACCUAGUAAUCCUAAAACACAGGGUUCAGGAAGCAGAUUUCUUAGUUGAGUUUCUGUAUAGUUUGAAGAAUCCUAGUUUUAAUAUACCAGGAGAAAUAGGCCUUAUGUCUAACUGAAAAAUCUGACGGCAUUUUAGUUAAUUAAAUUCUCUGAAGCAUCCCUACCUGUGAGGUAGGGAAAGUACAUGAUAUCCAAGGAUUCAAUCACUUUCAAAAAAAUGUAGCUGCCUAAGGUAUUAAUGAGUUGGAUUUAUUUAUUAAACCAGUAUUCAGCCCCAUUUGUGUUACAUUUGAAGAGCUUCCUGUACUACUGAAAUGCCAGGAAUGGCAGUGGAAAGGCUGUGGUGAAGGAAUGAUUAGGUAAAGGAGAUUAUUCCCAAAAUCAAGGUUCAGGAUUUAACAGGCUAGGACUUUCUGAACUGGGUGUCUGUUAUGAAGCCUCUGUAACCUCUGAGGAUCUUGGGGCUCCCUGUUUUUCUGGAACACUAGAUGUCAAGUAGUCACAACUCCGCUUCACCUUGCCCCUAAUUCACCUUAGCAGCAUAUGUCUCUAAGGAUUCAGUUUCACCACACAGGGUGAGCAGAAAUAGCAGCUUACUGUCAUUGAAAGAGGGAAAUACAGGUCCCUCAUCUCAGCCUGCUCUGUCUCCUGGCUGUGCUUUUUCGCCUCUUACCUUGUACAACUGUUAGCAGUUGCUGAAUUCCUCUGCAAGCCCAUUUAGUUCCCUAGAACAAGAGGAAAAAAGACAUUGGAAGAAAAAAAAAAAAAGGUAGUUCUUUUAUUUGUUCCUACAUUAGUAACUAGUGUGAUGCAGUAAGAGUGAAACCAUAGACCAAGGUGUUUGAUGCUGGAUAACCAGCUGCCCACUCUCUGUGUUUUGGGGUGUUUCAGAUUACCUCUGGUCCUAGCCUGUAGACUACAUGGCCAUUAUUUGGGCAUUCACGUUGGAGUGUAUUAGGUGUGCUUCUGGAGUACAUCUUUCCGUUUCAUCUACAACUGUCCAGUCUGUGUGCUUUAAGACUGCUCCGCCAUGCAAACCAAGCAUGGUAGCUUAAAGAUGGAUGCUUCCAAAGGAGUUCAGCCUACAGGAGAGUUCACAUGUCAGCUAUGUGGCUUAACAGCUCCAUACAUAUACUAUGGACAGAAGCCACCCAACACACGCUCUAUUGUGCUUUUGGAAGAAAGCUAUGUCAUGAAGGAUCCUUUCACCCCUGACAAGGACAAAUUCCUCAUCCUUGGGUCUCAUUGCAGUUUGUGCAGCAGAUCAGUGUGCGUUGGUACAGAAUGUAGUCUGUUCUACUCCAAAAGGUUCUGCCUCCCCUGUGUGAAUGAAAACCUAAAGGCCUUUCCUUUGGAAAUACAAGAAGAUAUGGAUAAAAGGAAGGCCCAACAAAAAUCCUUCCCCUGUAAAAAAAUGGAUACAGGAACAUAAAUAUGAAGGACCAAGAGAGACAGAUAUUUGGCAGGGGUUUCUCUUCUCUCCUUUUGGAGACUAUCAUGUUGCUCCUUUUAAAGAAGUGACCUUCAUCAGCUCACUACUACAGAACACAGUAACACAUUUCCUUACAAUUGGCUUGGUUUCAAACAUAACCAUCCAGUGAUUGCAGUGCCAGCAGUAUGUCCUUAAGGUGUUGAGGAGCCAGAAAAAACAGCAGACAAGCGUGUUGUCACCACAUGAAAUGCAUAUAGUAAAAAACCUAAACAGCAUAUAGCAUAGAGCCCAUGUCCAAAUUUUCGUAUUUGUUAUUUUAAUGUAUUAUGUUAUUCUUGACACUCCUACAGUGUUACAAAAAUCUGAGCCAGAUGUAUCUGGCUUAAUUCAAUAUACAUACAAGAAAGUCAGUAUACACCAAUUGUUAACCUGACAGUGCUGUCCUGAUAAGGUAUUACCAUAGACAAGGAGUUCAAAGCUUUAUUGUAAAGUCUAAAAUAAAACUGUUAUGAGAAAAUGUCACAGAUAUCCAUAGAAAUAUCUCCAUUCUUCAAGACUAUAAUAAAAUUAUAAAAUAAAUAGAAUAUAUAAUAAAUAAAAUUAUAAAAUACUAUCACAGCUUUAACACUUCUGAAGGUAGGUGCUCUUAUAAUAAAAUAAUAAUUAAAAAAAAGAUACAAGUCACUUGCACUUGCACUCACUUGGCACUCAGCCUUCUGGUUCAUGUCAAUAUAGUGACAGGAGAGGACCCUUAAUACAUCUAGUUUUUGCUUUACAGGUAAAGAUUAACUGAUAUUAAAUUGAAAAGGAAUACAAAAGUUCAGUUAAUAAGCUCAAUUCUUACCUGAACUGGGCAAUUAAACUGUACCUAGAACAGGGGUUUCAGAAACAGUUUCAGUCAAAAAAAGAGUAAAAAAAUUGUGAGGCAAAUAGCAAUUUGUUUAGCUCAAAAAAUUAGCUGCUCAAUUACUUGUGUUGAUUUUGCCUUCAUUACAAGGAAAAUUUAGGUGACAUUUAUGUAAAACCAAAUAGUCACACACCUUAAGAAGAUGUCUAGAAUGCUCCUGAAUGACCAAAUCACAUUAUUUAGUCAAGCUUUUGUUGGUCAUUGGUUCAGAACCAGUUAAUGUCUUGUUAGUAUCUCCUCUUUUCUCAACUAUCCUAUCCAUAUAAUUUGUCAUAUGUCAACAUCUAAACUUGAUCAUUUUAGUAGAAUGAUCUGUAUGUCUGUUAAAAGAAAUGAACGUUAUUUCAGCGAGUUCUUUUUAGUUCUUCAGGAUGUUUGUGUCCUAAAGUAAAUCUUUUUUUUUUUUUUUUUUUUUCCCUGACCCUAGUAUGUUGGUGUCCUCUGUUGAGGACUGGAAUUUCUGCGGUUACUAGAGGAGCAAUAACAGACCUGUUAGUACCCUUCUCAAGCUCUAUGUGCUUUAUGACAUUAUAUAUGUAUAUGUGUGUAUAUAUAUAUAUAUGUGUAUAUACAUACACACAUCUUUGUGGGAAAAAAGAUACAUGUUAGAAGUCAACAUUUCAGAUUCCUUUUUGCAGUGACAAGAGACUACACUUUCACAGAAAAUGAUAUUAAAUUUAUUUAAAAUAGGUGGUAUUAAGUUUCCGUUUUAUGUUAGACUUUAAAAGUUUUAGUGUAUCUUACCAGCUCUGUACAAAUAACAGAGGCAUAAACCUCUGUGCUAAAACCAGAACUUUAAACAGAACGAGAGAUGCUAAAAAGAGAAUUGCAGCGCUUUUCUGUCUUAAAAUUGUAGUCUUAUAGUCAAGGUGACAAAAAGCAACAUAGUUAUGUGAGAUCAUGUAAUAUGUUUAUACCAGCAAAUGUCUUUGUAAAACACUAUUUCCUGUAUGCAACAGGUUAUAUCUCAACUCUUAGCUUGAGAGUACAUUUUAGAAGCCUGGCUAGCGCAGUUCGCAUCUAAACGUGAGUGUGUCUUUCAGUUGUAUGACAUGCAAGUCUGUCUUGGGACUGGGGGAUGCGCCUACUAAUGUGCUGGGAAGGAGCUGGUGUCUCUGAACUGUUUUGCCUCCUGUUCAACCUCCUCUGUGCUCUUAAAGAAAAAUGCAGUUAACUCAUUUAUUCAUAAUCAUUAUCUUUGCCAUCAUGAGAUGAUAGCAGCAUCAUUUAAAGCCCUCAGAAAUGACCCUACCUUUAAGUGAUUGUUCAGUUGAACCAGAGGGGAAGUAGACUCAGUUACUAAAAGGCAGCCGAACCUGUAACUACAGAAUUUUUAAUUUGGUCCAGUACAGCUCAUUUAUUUCUCUUGAGCACAACAGAGAAAGCCAAGUUAAGGGUACCUCUGCUUCACAGUUACCUAGUUACACAUACCUUUUAGGUGAAGAAAAUCGUAUUUCCAACAAGUACCACAAACUGGCUCAAUAGCUCAGGGCUGUUAGAUAUGUUCUGGCAUCUCUGGUCUAUGCUUUAGGGUAAGAAGGUUGACCUACAUACAACUUGGUAUUUUCUGGAAUGACAAAGCAUUAUUAUGUAUUUCAUAUUCUUAUAUUCACAUUGAACAUAAGCAUUAUGGACUUGGUAUAUUGUUUUGGUAUGUAUGUGGUUUCACAGACGAAAUGCCAUCAUGCCCAAACUUACCAGCCACGAGGCCUACUCUUUGAGGAAUGCAGUCGUUAUAGUUUGGUUUCAUCAGGUUCUGCAAGUACUUUCUGCUGCUCAGAAUCAGGCCUUCAAUGCUCCUCAGCAUAGCUUGUGAUUCUUUACCCUCUGCUGUAAAUUUUGCUUCAGCACUCUUACCAGCUUAAUAAAUCCCCAGAUUCUUGAAGGAAACCAAUUAUCAGUGAUAUAUCCUUCCAACAGAUUUAAUUGAAGUCAUGCUCAUCAAAUUAGUGUGCUAUACUUCAUGGAGAAGUGCAUUCAGUGUUUGUUGAAUUCAACAAACGUCUCAACCUGGUCACAGUCAAUGAGAAUGAAAGGACACAGCAGGACGGUGGGUCGGCAGACAAACUGAUGAAAUAGCUAUGUAAAUACAUAUUAUGUAUGCAAUGUGUGUAUGUACGUUACACGCACGUUCCCAAUUUAAAGGGUGUGUCUAACAGUAAACCUGUAAGCAUCAGCACUUUAAAGAUGUUUGAAAUAUCAUUCCAACUUCAAAACGUCCUUGCAAUACUCACAUCUUAUUAUGUAGUAAGCGUACUUAACACAGUUUGUUAACAGGUAUUUGAUACUAACCCAAAAAAACCUGGGCACCAAUUCCAUCAAAGGUUGCUUGUCCACUCUUGUUCACUGCUAGAAAUCAGCAUGAUUACUCCCUGCUCUAAUGUUAAGCAGCUAAGUUUUUUCUGAAGCAGGCUUUGUAUACCAAAUUAAGGCAAAUCAGGUGAAGGCAAAAUCAUUCAAGUUCUUAACUACAGCAGAGCAGCACAAAACACAUAUUCAUGCCACUGGUACUAUGGCAGGAGCAACAGGCGCCACCGUUCUCAGCUGCGCCACCACCCUGCACUCCCCAGAUCCUGAUUUGGCAAACAUUUACACAAGCUAUCAGUUGCGAUCGUUAGUGGUUGUUCAAGAGCACCAAACAGAACUGCUCCCAUGUACAUAAAAGUUACUCAUGUGUGCAGAGUCUUUGAAGGAGGGACUCUUAAGAUUUGGCAGCUGCUUUGGGUAAUGUACAAGAGGCAGCUAGCAAGCGUGUUUGUGUCAAAACCAUGACAUUACAGUGAAUUACUUCCCUGGAAGUAAAAGAUCAGCACAAGUCAUUAAAUUCACUUCUAAAAAUACUUUAUUUUUUUUUUUUAAAACCAUUAAGGCAAAUCCAUAUUUCAAAUUAACUGUGUUUACAUUCAGUCUUAAAGGAUGACUUUUUAAUUUUUUUAAAGCACAUAGGUUCCUACCAGUCUCUAUACAAACACUAUGAAUUCAACCUCUUAUUUUUAAAGGAGACAGAAAAAUCAGAAUGCAAAAAAGACAAAAAAUGUUUAGUUCAAGUUUUUUUCAUCCUAGAUCAGUAGGCUGGUAACAUCUGAGAAUGCAUUGUCAUAUUUAGCUAUGUGUAAUUUUUACAUUCCCAAGUGCAAGAGACUUUGUCUUUCCUGUAAAUCCCUGUGAGACCAGGGCUUCCAUUCUUUCUUGAAAAUUUCAUUUGCAUUGUUCUGACAGAAAGAAACUUGGGAACUUGGCUUGAAUUAGUGGUAUUUUACUGGGAAACAAGCAUUCCAUGAGAACUGGGUUUGACUACUCCCUGCAAGAAAUGUCUGUUCUUUUAAGCUCCAUAUUUACUGUAAUAAAAUGUACCCAGAACCUCCUAAAAACA
This is a messenger RNA of Falco peregrinus (peregrine falcon), 5834 nucleotides long. RefSeq names its product cysteine rich DPF motif domain containing 1 (gene CDPF1). The record is from RefSeq and is a predicted model, not a curated record. NCBI's taxonomy places the organism in Eukaryota, Metazoa, Chordata, Aves, Falconiformes, Falconidae. Bases 1153 to 1554 code for a protein of 133 amino acids. The transcript has 4 exons.